Pterocles gutturalis (yellow-throated sandgrouse) is the source of this 192-nucleotide messenger RNA. Its product is annotated as countin-like protein. The record is from RefSeq and is a predicted model, not a curated record. NCBI's taxonomy places the organism in Eukaryota, Metazoa, Chordata, Aves, Pterocliformes, Pteroclidae. The transcript is spliced from 3 exons. The coding region runs from base 1 to 192 and encodes 63 amino acids.
AUGGAGACCCCUGAGGUCAUGGAGACCCCAAGGUCCUCCACCACCACCAGGACAGUCUGGUCCUCCAGCACCCCCAGCACACCAUGGUCCUCCAGCACCCCCAGCACACCAUGGUCCUCCAGCACCCCCACACCACCAGGACACCAGGGUCCUCCAGCAGCACUGGGACACCAUGGUUCCCUGGCACCAUAG